AACCCAAGUUGGAAAAAUAAAAUAAAUAUCCAAUCCAAACAAAACAAAACAAUAUAAACAAUGUUCAUCCAAUCAUCUUCUCUUGGUGUGCAUCCAUUUUCAUCAUCAUAUCAUAUCAUAUCAACCCACCAAACUUAUAAUUAAUUUUAUUUUUCUUCUCUCUCUUAUUAUUAGUUACUAUUUCUUACUUUAUUUCUCUGAGUUUGUUAUAUUUGUUGGUUGCUCACUCUAAGAAACUCAGCUUUUGUCUGGUUGGAAAUGGGCAGAAAGUGCUCACAUUGCGGGAACAUCGGCCAUAAUUCAAGAACUUGCACCAACUAUAGAGGAGCUAGCUCCACCAUUGUUGGUGGUGGAGUUAAGCUUUUUGGAGUGCAACUUGUUGACCUUUCUAGUAAUAAUAAUUCUUCUUCUUCGACUUCUUUAAUGAAAAAAAGUUUUAGCAUGGAUUGUCUCUGCCUGUCUUCUUCUCCGUCUCCGUCUCCGUCGCCUUCUUCUUCUUCUGCUUUAGGUUCUUCUCGAGUUUAUAUUGAUGAUAGUAGUAAUCCUUAUGCUACUUCUACCGGCUAUCUUUCCGACGGCCUCGUCGCCCGAGCUCAAGAAAGAAAGAAGGGAGUCCCAUGGACAGAAGAGGAACAUCGGACAUUUUUAAUAGGGCUAGAGAAGCUAGGAAAAGGAGAUUGGAGAGGCAUUUCAAGAAACUAUGUAACUACAAGAACUCCAACACAAGUUGCCAGUCAUGCUCAAAAAUAUUUCCUUCGAUUUUCUACUCUUAACAAGAAGAAGAAGCGCCGUUCUAGCCUUUUUGACAUGGUUGGAAAUAGCAGCAGAACAAGCCAUGAAGUUGCUGAUAAUUCUAACCUAAUAAGUGAUCAUCAUCAUCAUCAUCAUCUUGUUCCUAAUUCUAAGCCAAUUAUUUCAUCUUCUUCAUCUUUAAAUGAUGAUAUUAAUGGUGAUGAUGAUCUGAAACUCACUCUUUCAAUAAGUCCAGAUUCUUCUUUGGAAGAGAAUAAACAAUCCUCAAAUUCUUUUCUUAUAUCUAUUAGGGCUACUAGCUAAUUAAUUUAUUCACUAAUUUAUAUCCAUCUAGAUCAUUAAAUCCAACAUCUGUCAGACCAAUAAUAUUUUUGAUACUAAUUCAAUCUCUGAUACAUAUUUAUAAAUAAAAUAUACAAUGUCAUUGUUGUUAGUAUUAUUUA
Molecule: messenger RNA, 1196 nt
Organism: Mercurialis annua (annual mercury)
Lineage: Eukaryota; Viridiplantae; Streptophyta; Magnoliopsida; Malpighiales; Euphorbiaceae
Product: transcription factor MYBS3-like
Exons: 3
Coding region: 259-1056 (265 amino acids)
Biological process (GO): response to gibberellin; response to ethylene; response to auxin
Molecular function (GO): zinc ion binding; DNA binding
Source: RefSeq, a predicted model, not a curated record